ACUACAAGUGGUGCCGUUACGUAUGACACAACAACUCCAACCGUUUUUGUAUCUAGCACCAUGCAUUCGGAAAAGCUUUCUAACACUCUUACUUCAAGCUCUGACGCUGUGAUUCCAACUAUAACGUUUGGUAGCACUUCGGGCGCUGGUGCUCAAUCCUCACAUAAAUGGCUGCCAUUGUGGGCUUAUGUAAUCAUUGCGGUGGCAGGUUUGAUUUCGUUGUUCGUAAUUGUUCUAUUGUUGAUUUGGAAAUUUGUUAUAAAACAUCAGCUGAAAGCAAAGCAAGCAGCAAGAACAAACCGAAGUCCAUCAAAAGACAGACCAAUGACAGAAUCAAUUUCAACUCGUUUCAAUGCAACCGUCAUAAACAAAUGCGUUGAUGAAAAUCAAGCUCAGCACGACGUCAGCAUGCUAGAGUCGGUUUCAAUCAUUGAUAAUCCAGCGUAUGAGUCAGCAAUGUAACUUAGAAAUUAUAACUAUUAUCUGCAUGCAGCUGGCAAUCUGUGACGCGAUGAAUUGACAAACGUGGCUCAAUGUCAACAAUGUAAAGUCAAAUUGAAAUAAUUCAAGUAUUCGUUGUA
Molecule: messenger RNA, 581 nt
Organism: Corticium candelabrum
Lineage: Eukaryota; Metazoa; Porifera; Homoscleromorpha; Homosclerophorida; Plakinidae
Exons: 4
Coding region: 61-462 (133 amino acids)
Source: RefSeq, a predicted model, not a curated record